AUGUCCACUCAAGUCAUCUACCCAAGCACUGGUGUGACCAGCACGCCAGACCAGACAUCCAAACCUGCCCCAAAUGUUUCGUCAACUGAGACUCAGCCGCCAAAGGACCAGCUCCCUCAGGACUUGGUCAAUGCUAUGCAAGCAAUCUUUGGCAAGCAUCCAGGCUACCGAACAACUCAUGCCAAAGGUCUUCUCGUGGAGGGCAUCUUUACGCCAACAGAAGAGGCCAAGACGCUUUCCACAGCUGCUCACUUCAAUAACCCUUCAACAAAGGUAAUUGCGAGGUUCUCUGUGGGUGGAGGUCUGCCUCAUGUUGCGGACGUGGCAGACGGCGCUACACCCAAGGGCGUUGCCAUUCGCUUCCAAAUUGACGAGAACACUCACACUGAUCUGAUCAGUCACUCGUUCAACGGGUUUGCAACUCGCAAUGGCGAAGACUUCUUGACCUUCCUCAAGCUCUUUGGCGCUGAUGGCUUUACUGAGGCGCAGCUCAAGAAGGCCAAGGCUGGGGGCGGUGACUACUCCAAAGAACAGAAGCUUUAUGAUCAAGCUCACGCUGCGUUUUUGUCUUUCCUUGGAAAACCUGAGCACAGGUCAGCUGCAGUUUUUGUGAGCUCUGAGAAGCCGAACCCUCAUAACUACGGAACCAUCACGUAUUACGAGCCCAACACUCAUGUCUUGACCAACAAAGACGGCGGCAUCACCAACGUCCGCUAUCGUCUUGACCCGGCUGACGGGGAGCACCUCUACCCUAACAAGACUCCCGAGGACAAGGAGGUGCUUGCGAAGUUAGGCAACGACUACUUAGAGGAUGACCUCAGGCAACGCUUCCCAGACAAGCCAAUCGUGCUUACCAUUCAAGCACAUGUUGCUGGUCCUGAUGAUGUGCUAGAUGACGCUACUAAGCCAUACCAGAGCAAGACGUUCAUCCCCGUUGGCAAAUUGGAGAUCAACAAGGUUUCGGACGAUAAUGCUGCUAAACAGCAGCAGAUAGCAUUUCAUCCUAACCCGGAGAAGGGAGGUAUUCAGGGCAUCAAGUCGUCUGACGAUCCUUUGAUCCAAGCACGGAAGGGCGUUUACUGGAUCAGUUCGGAUCAGCGAAGACAUGAGAAGCAGGUUGAGUAGAAUACUGUUGAUGAUAAGUCCUGGUAGUUAGAAUGGAUCCCAGCGACUGUUAGCUUAGGCGCACCUCCGUGGAGCUUUGGCUUUUUUCCAACUCCCCUGAGUACCCUUACAUACUGA
This is a messenger RNA of Fusarium odoratissimum NRRL 54006, 1242 nucleotides long. RefSeq names its product catalase. Lineage: Eukaryota; Fungi; Ascomycota; Sordariomycetes; Hypocreales; Nectriaceae. The record is from RefSeq and is a predicted model, not a curated record. Gene Ontology annotation, biological process: response to hydrogen peroxide; hydrogen peroxide catabolic process. Gene Ontology annotation, cellular component: cytoplasm; mitochondrion; peroxisome. The coding region runs from base 1 to 1125 and encodes 374 amino acids. The transcript is spliced from 2 exons. Gene Ontology annotation, molecular function: catalase activity; heme binding.